CCUCCAGCAGGCAGGCAGCGGCUAGGCUCUCAGACUGAAGCAGACAAAGGCGAGGGAGAGACGGCGUGCCGCUAUCCUGCUGCAGCAUCGACGCACACAUUCACACACACACUCCCUUCUCUCCGCAAGCAGCGACGCAGACUCUCCGGAGCUGGUGACCACUGCCACACAUCUAUCUGUCACAACCAUCAAAGCUUACAGUCACCAUGGAGCUAGACUUUGGACAUUUUGACGAGCGAGACAAGGCGACCCGUGCCCCACGAGGCGGGCGUCUGAACGGACUCCCCAGCCCCACCCACAGCGCCCACUGCAGCUUCUACCGCACGCGCACCCUGCAGGCCCUCACCAAUGAGAAGAAAGCCAAAAAGGUGCGUUUCUACCGCAAUGGAGACCGCUAUUUCAAGGGCAUCGUGUACGCCGUGGCCGCCGACCGAUUCCGCACCUUCGACGCGCUCCUGGCCGACCUCACACGCUCGCUCUCUGACCACAUCAACCUGCCUCAGGGGGUCCGCUUCAUCUUCACUGUGGAUGGCGAUCGAAAGAUCUGCUCUAUGGAUGAGCUAGAGGAAGGGGAAAGCUAUGUGUGUGCAUCAGAGAACGUGUACAAGAAGGUCGACUACACAAAGAACGUCAACCCCAACUGGUCCGUGAACGUAAAGGCCUCCGCGAAGAGCCUGCUAGCCUUCGGAGCCAGAGGCGGCAAUGGCGGAGAGGGCAAGGACUUUGUUCGACCCAAGCUAGUGACGGUGAUGCGCAGCGGCGUGAAGCCUCGCAAGGCUGUGCGCGUCCUGCUCAACAAGAAAACCGCACACUCAUUCGAUCAGGUGCUCACCGACAUCACAGAGGCCAUUAAACUUGAGAGCGGCGCGGUGAAGAGGAUCUACACACUGGAUGGCAAGCAGGUGACUUGCCUUCAAGAUUUCUUCGGUGAGGACGAUGUCUUCAUUGCAUGUGGACCCGAGAAAUUCCGUUACGCCCAGGACGACUUCUCUCUGGAUGUGAACGAAUGCAGGGUGAUGAAGGCACCCAAAUCCCAGCGUGGCUCCGUUAAGAGUCCUGGUCCGAUCAGGCGCAUGAAGUCUCCGACUGAAUCAACCAACGGGACGGGCUCCAGCAGCCAGAUCUCCACCCCGGUGUCCCGCAAGCAUUCCCCCACCUCCCCCCCCACCAGCCCGGGCCACAACAACAAGCAGAAGGAUCUCUACUUGCCCUUAUCUCUGGAUGAUGAUGACUCUCUGGGCGAAUCGAUGUAGAGCGUCCUCCUGCCUCCUCUUCGGCCUGAAACACAGAAGUUUUUAUACCUCUGAUGCGUUCCACCUUCACUCACAGUGCCACCUGUUGUCUAUGAGAACCAGUCUCUGUCUCUUUUAAGGCCUUAGUCCCCAGGGCUAUGACACCAUUUGCUGCUUGAGAAUAUCACAACCCCCUUUUCAAUAUGUUUCCUCCACGUUGAAAGAAUCAGCUCACUGAUGUUCAGAUGUUUUUUGCUAUGUGUCACUAUUUCUCAACGCGGGCACACAGUCCACUGACCAGCAGAUUUCACGGGUGUAAAAAUGUCACUUUGGUAUCCAUUUUCUUUUUUUAAAGAUUGCACUCUAACUUUUUUUAUUUUGGUCACAUACUCUCAAGCAGCAAAUGGGUUUUUUAAAGGGUGUUACUCAACUUUUUCACUUGUAUUCGUAAUGUUCCUCCAUGUCCUCCUGUCCUACAGUUAAAGGUGUGAAAGAUCAUUUUAAGAGGAAAUCUGCCAAGCCAGAUAAAGUCUUUCUAACCCGCUGUAAAUACUGUGUAUAGCUAUCCAUCAUAACAUCUCUGCCCAAUUUCCAUUGCUGUGCUUCCAUAACGUCACUACAAUGUCCGUCUAACAUUAGCUCAACAUGGUACAGGGUAUGGUCAAAGUAAAAGAAAAACAGCCAACAAAACGAAGUCCCACCACAGAGGGGGAGUGGGAUGCAGCUCGUGACUGAAGAGCGUUAUCUGAAGCGCCCUCGACUCAUAUUCCCAACUGAAUAUAUAAACCAGAGAUUAUGAAACCUUUUAAAAAUGACACUUUUAAAUGAAUAUAACGAUGGAGGUCUCAAAAUCCUAUAUUUGGCAUUCAUCUUGUCUAAUUAGGGACGAGGAUAAAAUAAUAAAAAGCAUCCCACAUGGCCCUCAGUGAAGUCUUCGUGUGGGUGUUUCCUUUAUUUUGACCCUCCUUAUAGAGAUUAGGAGAAUAUACCCUCUGUGUUUUAGAUUCACAAACUGCAGUGCAUGAUAUUAAUGAAUGAUGAAACCUAGACUUAAAGGACCUAAUGGUGCAUAAAAACAACCAAAGGAAAAAUAUUAGGCCUUUUUUUCAUUUUCUUUUUUUAAAAGACAAAUACACAUAAGUCUAAAAAAGUCCCCUUGUUAGGCCCGGUCAUCAAUGGUGGUGAUGUUUUCUAAUAGAAUAUGUGAAAUUCAAAGAUUAAUAAAUGAAGGUCUCAAAGCCAAAGUAUGAUGUUCGCAGUACGAUGAUAAUUUUUCGCCCAAGAGUUAUAGAAAAGGAAAAAUACCUAACUUCAAUAGUUGUACAAUUCUUUAAAUAUCCUUGAGGAAGCACACCUGGAGAUGUAUGCAUGUUACUUUUAACGAAUCAAAACAACGUUGAGAUUAAAUCAUAAAUUAGAGUUUUAUCGGGUGCUCAAAGGUAGUGGGAUCCUGUUUUGCAUGGCUCGGCAUAGUUCUCAGAUGCAGGAGGGAUGAAAAUGUAACGGUUGUCUAAAUCUAUGUGUGGGUUUUCAAUUUUUAUAAAGUUUUAUUAAUUUAUAUCAAGGGUACUUUUCUAAGAUUUCUUUCUAGUGUAACACUAGUACUUUUUCCAAACCUCUGUGUGAAACUUUCUAUGGCCAUAUUUCUUAUUUCUAUCGUCACGACGUGCAUCGUGUGUCUUACAAAUCUGUCAAGAGAAAAGUUUCCUCAGAUUUUUGCAGGGAAUCAAGCCUGAGAAUCGCUAAAUUGGACGAAGCUGAAGCACAAAGCAGGGAGCUUCUAUUUUAUCACAGCAACAGACACUUUACCGUCUACUUGCCAGCAUUUAAUGCGUGACCACAAUUCAUUUAUUAAUGUAUUGAAGAUGAAAUGCUGCACAUGUAGCAUACUUUAAAUUAACAUCUAUGCAUUUGGAUUAAAGAAUAGUUAACAAUUGUCUGUAGGAAGGACCUUUUUAUACCCAAAAGCAUUAAGAGAAAUGAACUAAAACUGAAAUGUCCAUUCAGGUAAUCCAUAGUGAUAAAGGGACUGUCUGAAAUGUGUAUGUCUUUAGAAGUGAUCAGGUGCCCGUCCUCUGGAAAAACUCUGAACAGCUGUGAACUAAACAUUUCUCCUGCAGGGAGUGCUUUCACGCCAGCACAAUAAAACAUCAGCUAAUCCAACAGCAGGGCCGCCUCACUCUGCCCUCCAUUUUGUACAAAUAACCCAUUUGUUGUCAGUCAGUUCCAUAUAACCUCUCCAUGCUAAUAAUGUUCUUGUUUCCUUGAUUUUUCUAAGCUUCUUACAGCGCUACAGCAUAAAACAUAACAGAAAAUGUCGUCUUGUGUUAACCUGCCUCCACCAUCUAAGGUGGACGGUGUGAACUCAUCACCUACAGUGGUGCCUUUUUCUUUUUUAGAUGACUGUCUUUUGAUAAAAAAAUAAAUAGAACAGGACAUUUGGGAUCUUUGUUAACCGCUGUUUGUAAAACAUUUUUAAACGUCUUGAAUGAGGACGCCUCCCGACACACUUUGUUUUGUAGAGCUACAGGACACUUUAUCAUGGUGUAAAUACGCUCCCUCCUGUUCUCUUUCAUAUGUAUGCCUUUCUGAGGGAAUGAAUGACUUUUUUUUUUUUAUCUCUUGGAAAUUUACAAUGUCCUUUUUAGUGGUAUUUUGCAAUGUCACAGUGGCUUGUUUCAGUGCUUCAUUCAAUGUAUUAACUGGUAUCCUUUUGCAAUUAAAAACAGUUGUAUUUCA
This is a messenger RNA of Trematomus bernacchii (emerald rockcod), 3971 nucleotides long. Its product is annotated as neuronal migration protein doublecortin-like. Gene Ontology annotation, biological process: retina development in camera-type eye; axoneme assembly; intracellular signal transduction. The record is from RefSeq and is a predicted model, not a curated record. Bases 207 to 1253 code for a protein of 348 amino acids. NCBI's taxonomy places the organism in Eukaryota, Metazoa, Chordata, Actinopteri, Perciformes, Nototheniidae. Gene Ontology annotation, cellular component: axoneme. The transcript has 7 exons.